Messenger RNA from Plasmodium inui San Antonio 1, 480 nucleotides. RefSeq lists its product as hypothetical. Bases 1 to 480 code for a protein of 159 amino acids. NCBI's taxonomy places the organism in Eukaryota, Apicomplexa, Aconoidasida, Haemosporida, Plasmodiidae. The transcript is spliced from 4 exons. Gene Ontology annotation, molecular function: RNA polymerase II complex binding; zinc ion binding. The record is from RefSeq and is a predicted model, not a curated record. Gene Ontology annotation, biological process: chromatin organization; positive regulation of DNA-templated transcription, elongation; mRNA processing. Gene Ontology annotation, cellular component: DSIF complex; nucleus.
AUGAACGUAAAACUGGAACGCAUUUUUAAUCCUUUGGUGUGCACGACGCGGAAGUUUGGGGAAGGAGCAAUGGGGGAGGGCGGGUCCCCUCAAACAACAAGACGGAAAAAGUCGGAUAAAGAGAAAAUCGAUGAAUCAUUCUCGGAGAACAAGGACUCGCCGAAGAAGUCGAGGAAUACCCUGCAGGAGGACAAGGCAUUGAAAAUGCGCGCGUGCUUGUCCUGCCGCCUGCUGCGCACGGAAGCGGAGUUCUACCAGAACGGCUGUAGCAACUGCAAAUUCCUCCAGAUGGCCGGAGACCGGCAUCGUAUCCACGACUGCACGACGGACAACUUCAAUGGAUUCAUGGCGAUAACCACCCCGACGAAGUCUUGGAUGGCCCAAUACAACGACCUGAGCAAAUACGCUCCAGGCUUUUACGCCUUGCAGGUGGUGGGAGAGCUGCCCGAAUCGAUAAGAGAUUUGAAGUCGAACUAUUAG